Pipistrellus nathusii (Nathusius's pipistrelle) is the source of this 1485-nucleotide messenger RNA. The record is from the annotation of a GenBank genome assembly. Lineage: Eukaryota; Metazoa; Chordata; Mammalia; Chiroptera; Vespertilionidae.
AUGGUGAUGGCGGCGAAGAAAGGCCCGGGGCCGGGUGGCGGGGUUGGCGGGGGGAAGACGGAGGCGGAGGCGGCGUCGGAGGUGUGGUGCCGCCGGGUGCGGGAGCUGGGCGCCUGCAGCCAGGCCGGGAACCGCCACUGCUUCGAGUGCGCCCAGCGCGGGGUCACCUACGUGGACAUCACCGUGGGCAGCUUCGUCUGCACCACCUGCUCCGGCCUCCUGAGAGGCCUGAACCCCCCGCAUCGAGUCAAAUCCAUCUCCAUGACAACUUUCACCGAGCCUGAGGUCGUAUUCCUGCAGUCCCGUGGAAACGAGGUUUGCAGGAAGAUUUGGCUGGGUCUUUUUGAUGCUCGGACAUCUUUAAUACCAGACUCCAGGGAUCCUCAGAAAGUAAAGGAGUUUCUCCAGGAAAAAUAUGAGAAGAAGAGAUGGUAUGUCCCCCCAGAUCAAGUCAAGGGGCCCACUUACACCAAAGGCAGCGCCUCCGCCCCUCUCCAGGGCUCCAUCCCGGAAGGGAAGCCUCUGCGGUCACUUCUGGGGGAUCCUGUGUCAUCUCUUCCAGCUGAUGCCUCCACCUCUAGCCAGUCUGCUAGCCAAUCUCGGAUGUCUCAGCCCCGGAGCGCCCAGCCGCCUCCCCACUCCUCGGUCAAGAAAGCCAGUACCGACCUGCUGGCUGACAUUGGUGGAGACCCCUUUGCUGCGCCCCAGACAGCACCAUCAUUUGCUGCAUUCCCAGCCUUUGGGGGGCAGACACCUUCCCAUGGGGGCUUUGCCAACUUCGAUGCCUUUGGCAGUAGCCCCAGCUCUUCGGUGUUUGGAAGCAUUCCUCUGGCUCGCCAAACCCCAUUUCAGGCCCAACCAACAGCCACAGGGAGCAGCCAGGUGACUCCAUUUGGUGCCUCCCCUCUUGCACCUGCCAGUCAGCCCAACAGCCUCCCAGAUAUGAGCGGCCUCCUGGGACCUGGGGCAUCAGCUGGAGGCCUCCCUAGCAGCAUCUUUGGGAUGACCAGCCAGGUCCCCACACUCCAGUCGGCCCCAACUGGUGGAGGUGGCGGCACCGGGCUUGCCUUUGGAGCCUUCACCAACCCUUUCACAGCACCUGCUGCUCACCCUCCGCUGCCUUCCACAAACCCAUUCCAGCCCAAUGGUUUGGCCACAGGACCUGGCUUUGGGAUGAGCAGCGCUGGCCCUGGCUUCUCCCAGGCAGUGCCACCCCCCGGGCCCUUUGCCAGCACCUUCCCACCACCCAUGUUCUCCCUGCAGACCUCGAUGACUCAGCAGCAGAAUGGAUCUUCCUUCAGUGACUUGGGACCAGCCAAGCUGGAACAGAGGCCACUCAGCCAGCCAGCGGGCAUCUCCACCAAUCCCUUCAUGCAGGCUAAGUCACCUGGCAUUGAUUACCAACCCAUCUACCUCUGCUGCUUACCCAGAACCCAGGCACUGAGAUCCCUGCUGCUUCCUGCUUUAUCUUCUCCCACCAUUUAA